Ananas comosus (pineapple) is the source of this 3068-nucleotide messenger RNA. Its product is annotated as AP-3 complex subunit delta. Gene Ontology annotation, cellular component: endosome membrane; membrane coat; AP-3 adaptor complex. Lineage: Eukaryota; Viridiplantae; Streptophyta; Magnoliopsida; Poales; Bromeliaceae. The record is from RefSeq and is a predicted model, not a curated record. Gene Ontology annotation, biological process: protein targeting to vacuole; Golgi to vacuole transport.
CCGGGGGAAGAGUGAAGAAACCCCCGGGCCAAAAUCCUCCUGCCCUUCGCAGGUACCCGUCCAUGGCGACUUCCUCUGCCUCUUCCUCUGCCUCUUCCCCUUCCCCGUCCCUCGUCGACUCUCUUUUCCAGCGCUCCCUGGACGACGUGAUCAAAUCCCUCCGCUCCGACCCCGCCGGCGAAUCCGCCGCCCUCUGUCCGGCGCCCUCGCCUGACAUCUCGCCCGAGACCCUCCCGACCCCUUCGAGCCAAUAUCCCUCGCCCUCCAGAAAGCUCACCUACCGCUCGCCUCCCUCCACAUCCUUUCCCACUCGUUUUCCCUAUAACCGUCGGUCGUCGUCGUCGUCGUCGCGAUCGCAGCGCCUUCCCCCGCUCGAACCCUCGCCUCCCUCUCUCUCGCCUUCAACGCGCCGCCUACCUCUUCGCCUGCUCCCACCUCCACCCGUCCCGCCACCGACGCUCCUCCCUCGCCACGCACCCAGCCCACAAGGACUUGACAACCUCUCUCCCCCCCUCCCUCCCCUCCUCCCCUCACACUUCUCUCCUCCCCGCCGCCAUCCCCUCACCCCUGCCGCCCAGCCUUCGCCCCCGAUCCUCCCCCCUCUCUCCCGCCCCCUCCUCCCACUCUCGCCCCAAUCCAUUCGCCGGCCGCCUGCCUCGCGAACGCCUCUUCCGCCCUCCCGCCCGACGACCCACGCGCCCUCUCCGCCGCCGCGCGCCUUCUGUGAGCUCUCCGCGCCGCCCGCCGACCCCGCCCCCUACCUCCCCCUCGCCCCCGACUUCUACCGCAUUCUCGCCACCUCCCGCAACAACUGGGUCCUCAUCAAGGUCCUCAAGAUCUUCUCCCGCCUCGCCCCCCUCGAGCCCCGCCUGCCCGCCCGCAUCGCCGACCCUGUCUGCCAGCUCUUGCGCGGGUCCACCGCCAAGUCCCUCGUCCUCGAGUGCGUCCGCACCGUGCUCUCCAGCCUCUCCGCCGUCGACGACGCCGUUAAGCUCGCCAUCGAGAAGACCAGGGAGUUCUUGGCCGCCGACGAUGACCCGAACCUCCGGUACCUCGGCCUUCAGUGCCUUGCGAUGCUCGGGCCCGAGUAUUCCUGGGCGGUGGAGGAGAGCCACGAGGCCGUCCUCCGGUCCCUCACCGACUCCGAUCCCAACAUCCGCCGCGAGGCCCUAAGGCUUAUGAUGAGGACGGUGGUCGAGAGCAGCGCGGUCGAGGUCUCCUCUCUGUUAAUCAGCCAGGCGCUGAAGUCCGACCCGGAGUUCGCCAACGAGAUUCUCGGAUCCGUCCUCGCGACCUGCGGGCGGAACCUUUACGAGCUGAUUGCGGAUUUUGAUUGGUAUGUGUCCCUUCUCGGGGAGAUGGCGAGGAACCCGCAUUGUAACCACGGGGCGGAGAUCGAGCGCCAGCUCGUGGAUAUUGGCUUGAGGGUGAGGGACGCGAGGCCGGAGCUUGUUCGUGUCGCCCGUGACCUUCUUAUUGAUCCUGCAUUGUUGGGUAACCAUUUUCUCUGUAGGAUACUAUCGGCUGCUGCGUGGAUCUCAGGAGAGUAUGUUGAGUUUUCGAAGAACCCGGUAGAGCUGGUAGAGGCGCUUCUGCAGCCGAGGACUAGUCUUUUGCCGGCGUCGAUGAGAGCUGUCUACGUCCAGGCAGUGCUUAAAGUUCUCUCAUUUUGUUGUAAUUCAUACAUCGAGCAAUUAGAAUCGACUCGUUCUUCGUUAUCUAUUGGUAGCUUAACCACCGGAGAGGAGCUCAAGGAUGAGUUGAGUUCCAUAGAGAGGAAGGAUCCCUUCUCUCAUGAAUCUAUUCUAUACAUGAUUAAUUUGAUCGAAACGGCAGUAGGACCGCUUGCACAGUGCGACGAAGUGGAAGUUCAGGAGAGGGCGCGGAAUGUUCUCGGUUUCAUUCGUGUGGUGAGAGAUAUUCGAGAUUGGAAAAGUGGAGAGGAAGGCCUUGAUUGCGAUAGCAGGAUCAGCGAAAUUGUCAAACUUCUGCACAAUGUGUUCUCCGAAGAGCUCGGUCCGGUUUCUGCGAGUGCUCAGAAGAGAGUUUCGCUACCUGAGGAUCUCAUUCUGAAUGAAAAUCUUGCUGAUCUAGCAUCUUUUGUAAGUGACGACGAUACAACUCCAUCUACAUCAAUCACAUUCUACCCACCAAGCCGCCGAACUACGGAAACCAAAGAGGAACCUGCAAAAUUAGGUGGGUCUACUUCUCUUCUUGCGGAACACCGGAAAAGGCAUGGACUCUAUUAUCUUCCAUCCGAGAAAAAUGAAAAUGAAUUGAACGAUUACCCACAUGCCAACGAUCCUUUAUUGCCGGUCCGUUAUGACGGUUCAAGUGAAGAGGUUGUAAAACUUAGUGAGCAGUCGUUUGUCGUGAGAAAGACAAAGAACUCAAAGCCGAGACCGAAGGUGGUGAAAUUGGAUGAAGACGAGAGUGUCCUGACUUCCAUUGUGACGACAAAGAAGGAAUCAGUAGAUGAUCCUUUAUCUGGCGCAAUCAGGGAUGUGCUUUUGGGCAAAGAAGGCAAGCCUUCAUCUUCGCAAAAGAAAUUUUCAGAUAGGUCCUCACGAGGAAUGCAGAAAGAUGAUAGUGAAUCUACAUCUCAGCUGAAUGAAAAUUUAGAAUUGUGUGACAGAGAACAUGGGAGUUCAAGUUCUAGGAAGAGCAGACACCGCAGCCACAAUAAAGAAAGAGAUAGGAGCCCUGGGAAAAAUGAGGAAAAAGGAGAAAAAAGUCAUAGGAGUUCAACGAGGAGUAGUCAUCACCAUGGAAGGCAUAAGCAUAGGCAAAGGGCAGAUGCUCCUUUAGCUGUAGUUCCACAAGCACCAGUCAUCCAAGAUUUCCUUUUGUAGUUGGUGUGGCCUGUUUGGAGUGUGUGUCGUUCUGGCAGGUUUAAGUUCAUUACCCUUCUUCUAAAGGUCAGAUACAUGCUGAUUUUCUCCUCUCUUAAUUUCCAUGUAUUUAUUUAUUUUUUUAUUUGGUUUUCUCAUCUGAAGUUGUUUGAGUGUUGGAAUUCUAUACUUCGUGUUCAAUCAAUAGAGACACUUAUACAAGUUCCUACAAGCAAA